AUGUAUACAAAGCCUGAGCUUCACGCUCCGGCGAGCGGUAUCUUGGCGGUCGGCAUUAGCGGAGCUCGAAAUCGACAACCAAGUCACGAGCAUUGUCGUGUAGUACCGCUUCCAAAGAAUCGAUAUCACCAAGCUCGAGAUCCACGUCUACCUGAAAGGCUCCGCUCUGUGAUUGUCGUAAGAUCGCAGCGGGUGUCUUGUGACGACCCAGAUGGGACGGCAUUGAACGGCCUAUCCAAUCUGUUUCGCAACUCCGAUAGCAAUAAUCAUCCAGUCGCGAUCAGCAGUGUGCGGUACAAAUUGAAAAUCUAUUGGGCGUGUGUCUCGACUUCCGUUGCCUCGUCGUCUAUGGUCUCGCCAACCCAGACGCUCUGCUUUGAUUUUGCUCGAAAGUUGUCUCACCGAGUCUUGGCCUACUCGAGACCUGGAAGCCGUAGGAGGCUGGACGGAUUGUGUACUGUGGCUUGGGGUGGGCUUUACGGACUUUUUGUACUAGGCCGCUGCUGUGCGCCAUCCUCGUCUGUAGGCUUGAUCAGUGAGUACUCUAUACAUAAAACCUCUGCGUCUCAGACUGCGUCUGCACCCUGCACGCCCCGAUCUGAAAGAACCAUCCCAUCUGGCCCAUCGAGCAUAGCGAAGCUGAUCAGGGUAGAUUACCUCAUAUCCAGUGUACGAAAGAGCAGCAAUUUAUGUAUACCGAUCAACACCCCCGAGAUAGGUGACGCGUUCAACAAGCGAGCAUUGGUGCGCUUAGUACAUCGUCUUGAUCACUGGCAUCAACGGACAGUUUGUGAACUCAGCCAUCUUCCUUCGUGGUAUGCGCAUCACUGCAAAUCAUCUGCCAGCCCUGCUAUGUCAACCUCACCGUCUCAUCAUACUAUUAUCGCAUCUCUCGCACAAGAGCUGGAUGCCUGUCGAUGCCAGAGCAUAAACCUGCUCUACCAACCCUUUGCAGGACGCAGUCGAUUCAUCGCAUGCUUCGCCUCUACAAGGAGCAGAGAGCAAUAG
This is a messenger RNA of Pseudocercospora fijiensis CIRAD86, 1008 nucleotides long. RefSeq lists its product as uncharacterized. The record is from RefSeq and is a predicted model, not a curated record. Lineage: Eukaryota; Fungi; Ascomycota; Dothideomycetes; Mycosphaerellales; Mycosphaerellaceae. The transcript has 6 exons. Bases 1 to 1008 code for a protein of 335 amino acids.